AUGCCGAACACCCUGUUGGUUAUUCGCCUUCGUUACUUCACGGCAAGAGGGAGCAUCAGCAGCAGCAUCGACUGUUCAGCAGCGUCGCGUACAGCCCAAGAAACAGGCGCACCGCAUCGAGUUCCGAAGAAACAGCUGGCCAGCAUUUUCUUCUUCGGGACGGCACGUGAAGACUUCCAUCGAGUUCGUCGGUUCUUCCACGGCUUCAUCACGGAUCGUCCACUUCACGUUCUACACGCUCUAUCUACAAGCUACCCUCAUCAUCCACCCGAUCCAGCGGGAGAUUUCAACGUUCCGCAUUUUUCUGCGGAGUUUUUUCUAGAAGAAGAGCGCCUGGGUUCGACGGAACACCAGGACGACGAGUUAAUCACACCGUCUUUCGGCAAGUUCUUCAGCAGCUUCGCCACUACAUCGGGACGU
This is a messenger RNA of Ectocarpus sp. CCAP 1310/34, 420 nucleotides long. Lineage: Eukaryota; Phaeophyceae; Ectocarpales; Ectocarpaceae. The record is from the annotation of a GenBank genome assembly.